Molecule: messenger RNA, 3768 nt
Organism: Drosophila rhopaloa
Lineage: Eukaryota; Metazoa; Arthropoda; Insecta; Diptera; Drosophilidae
Gene: fs(1)Yb
Product: putative ATP-dependent RNA helicase SoYb
Exons: 4
Coding region: 145-3426 (1093 amino acids)
Biological process (GO): transposable element silencing; germ-line stem cell division
Molecular function (GO): ATP binding; nucleic acid binding
Source: RefSeq, a predicted model, not a curated record
GUUCCUGAUUUCCAAGCGGAGGCGACUUGCUCUUUAUCUUAAGUGAGCCUUGGCCAUCACACUCGGGAUUUGUUUAUUUUCUCAAGUGCCUGUUUAUUUCGGAUUUAAAAGCGACGAAUCGAAGGAAAAGCGUGUCACAAAACAAUGAAGAAUCUUGAGGUCCCCAGCUUUACGGUGGAGUCCCGGGGCACCACCUUUACCUACGCCAGUCCAAGAUCCGGAGCAGCUUCCAUGGACUUUGUGGCAGACACAAUCAGAGCCAAAGACCCGAGCACCAGCAGAAUUGUUUUGAUAUGUCAGCAGAAUUCCGAGGCCGACCAUUUGAAAUCGGAGCUUGGCAUUCGUAAUGUCAACACAAUUCGCCUGGCAGCGGAUGACCCAAUGGUCCACCAAGUGCUGCUCCUCUGGUCAAAGGGGUACAUUCAACAAGCUUUGAUCCUUUGCGAUGGCAUGCUCAACUUUCUUGAGGGGAUCGAGGUGAAUCUCGGUAUCCAUGCUACGCUGCCGCCAUUAAAAACGUUCGAGGAACGUUUGGAGAUGCUAAGCAAGUCGGAAACUAAAGCCGAGAUGCUGGUUAUUACAGGCCCCAAUGAGGAAAAUAAUUCAGGCGGUAAUAUAAACAAGCCUGAGCCAGAAAUAGGGGAUUUCCCACAAAAUGGCGUUAACCAAAACCCCAAAAUGGUGGGUCAACCAGUGAAAGAAAUGACAGCAGAGAAAGCUCAAAAUAUCGAAGAUAUAUAUUUUAAGCGAGGCUCGCCCGUGAAAUCUUCCACAGAUUCCCAAGACUGUAUAAAACCAGUGAGAGUUCCAGAACUUCAAAAAACAGAAAAGGGUGCCAUUCCGAAAGCCAUUGGUAGUCCAACCAGUCCUUCGAUUACUAUCGAAAACCAUAAACACGCUUUUGAAGUCUUUUGGAAACAGUUUGGUCUAAAGCAGAAUUCUGAAAAUUCAGAACUCUCUUCUGUUUCUUUCGAGACAAUUCCAACACCUCUAAAUCUUUUCGAACUUGAAGACCAAGAGGAUACGCCAUCUAGUGAUGUAGAAGAUAUUUUGGAGGAGGUCCUCAACCGCAGCCUUCAGGGGUCUACAAAUUCAGAUAGCUCCACUCCUAUUUUAUUUGGGUCAGUCCCAACACCUCAAUCAUCUUUAGAAAUAGAGCAACUUACUGAAAAGCUCGGACAAGAAUGCACAAGCCAGAUGCCAGGAGACUCUUCCGUGGAGGAUCCAAUUGAUCUCUACACAAGCACCUCGCCGGAGUCGUUUCAGAGCUUCGAGGAGUACGAUCCUGGGGCUAGUCCUAAGGAUGAUCCGCCUCCAGCGGCGGUUUUCCCCCAUGCACUUGAAACUACCCGGUAUCACUUUGGCGUGCUGGCCUGGAGUCGCCACGUGCUCAUCCCCUGCUACUCCUUGAGUGGAGUGUCGAACAUCAGCACCCCCAUCCGCAGGGCCAUGGAGCAGCUGGGCCUGGGCACCGAGCGGGCACGGGGCAUCCAGAGGUUCGCCUGGCCCCAUGUCUCCUCGGGGAAAUCCCUGAUGGUCGUUGGCAACAUGCAGAGCGGCAAGACGUGGUGCUACCUGCCCACAUUGUGCCAGCGCAGCCACGAGAUUCUGCAACGCCGGCCAGCGGAUGGCUAUGCCUAUGGACCAGCCAGCAUCUUCGUGUGCCCCAAUCAGCUGCAGGGCAACCAAAUCGAACGCUGGGUGAGCCAGCUCCUCGGUUCCCUGGAGGAUGAUGUGUAUAUGGAGCGAGUGGUGACCCUCUGGGAGAAAGGCAGCGUGGCGUAUACCGCCUGCCGGCUCUAUCAGCCCGUGGGAAUCCUGCUGACCACUGUGGACUUGCUGCUCCAACUGAUGACGCACCACUCGAAGAGGAAUCCCAUUUUCGAUGCCCGGGCGGUGAAGUACAUUGCCUUGGACAACUUGAACGACAUGGUCCGGCUGCUGCCGGUCACCACGACGAAGUUGCUCAAACGGUUGCCCGAACUCUUCGAUUUUGGCCAGGGCAAGUGCCAGCUCCUUGUCUCCGGACGCACCUGGCAUGAUGACCAGGUGAUGGACCGCGUCCUUUCGCUUAUGCCGGAUGCCCUGGUACUCUUCGAGGACCCGCUGGAGGCCAGCUUUUAUAUGGGCGCUAAGCUGGAACACAAGGUUCUGCCAGAAACACAGAAGUUGGGCCAUUUGGUGGGUCUGAUCAGGGGAAGGAAUCUCGCCGAGGAGCGAAUUGCUGUGGUCUGUCCAAACCAAGUUGAAGUUCUACGCCUGUCCCAUUUGCUGGCCGAGAUGGAUGUGAAAGCCCAGGCGUGCUUUUCGGAGGCGGGCUUCUCCAUGGUCGCCAAGUGGCGAGACGAGUCCAGGGCCCUCGUGCUCUUGGUCUCGGAUGAUGUGGUGCCGAAACUCAGGUGCGGACGCAUCGAUCUGCUCAUCCACUAUAGCUGGGCCAGCAGCUGGAUGCGGUUCAAGCUCCGCUUCGCCUUGUUCUACGACAACUACAAACGGUUCUACUCCAAGGUGAGCGGCCAAUCCGUGGUCUUCGUCCAGGAGACCGAUGUGGAUAACAACUGGCUGCUGGCUGACUUCGCGCUGAAGCACUUGCUGCCGAGGCCCACCGUCUUGCUGGACAUCCUGGCCCAUCGUCGCCUGGCGGAUCAGCCCAACUCGCAGAUGCCCAAGCUCUGCCGCCAGCUCAUCGCCUACGGGGAUUGCCUGAGGUACCGCUGCAGGUACCGCCAUGUGAUGAGGCGGGAGGAGCUGCUGCCCCCGAAGCACUUUCCCACCAAGGGCAUGAUUCAGUUUACGGUCGUGACUUGCGCCAGCCCCGCGAACUUAGCAGUUCGUCUGAGCGACCAGUUCCCCACGAAGUCCUACUUCCUCGGCUUUGCGAUGACCCAGCUGGGCGAGCAAGUGCAGCGGCACUACGAGGUUGAUGCUCACCGGCGCCAGCACCCAAAUCCGAAGCCCGGGGAUAAGGCCGUGGUGAAGAAUCUCAAGCGAUACGAGCGGGUGGUCAUUGUGGACGUGGAGAAGAAUGAUAAGGUCGUGGUCCGACUGCUGGACUCGUCCCUCGAAAUCCUCACCUACAACGCCAGCAAGGUGUACAUCUGUGAGGAAAUAUUCAAGCUUCAAACCGAUGAGGCCAUGGAGAUACGGAUCCUUGGCAUGGAGCCGGGCAACCUGGAACGCAUCUGGGGCGAGGACGAGCGCCAAGUGGUGCGCACCCAGUUUUUCAGUCGGCUGCAGAAUAGGCGCGGUCGCCACUUCACCGCAUAUGUGCAGUUCGCCAUCCAUGACACCAUCUUCGUUGACAACGUCUACGAUGAUGAGGGCAACGACCUGGUCCGCUUCAUCACGGACCGCUUCAUCUUUUACCAGGAAAAUGAUUGCCUGAGCAAGUUUAACAAGUUGACACAGGCAACCGGACCCUGCUAAUUUGAUACUGGAACUUACUUAACUAAACAUUUCCUUACCAUUGACAAUUGUCAUCGCUUUUCUUUUAUAAUGAUUUUAAAAUUGUUAAAUUGAUCUCACUAAUCGUGGAUUUAAAACAAAUUGUCAAGACAAUGUUUGGGUAUUUCUAUAUUUCCAACAUAGUUUUUUUUAAACUUUUUAUCUCAAUAUUUUAUUGCGGAAUAUAUUUGACGAUUGUAUUUCAUAUUACAAAAAAUGUAAUAAUGAAACAUUUCUUCCAAUAUUCCGGAAAUCCAUUCACGUUUUUCUGUUAUAUUUCUUUUUCUGAUAUUGUAUUAUCCAUUCAACCAUAAUACUUAAUGA